UACACCACCAACGGCCGCAUGAAAGAUGGAACCGAGUAUUGAGGCUACAACUUGCAAUCAGCAAAACACAAGGCCAUCUGCAAGCAAGCGCCCCUGGGAAAGCGACUUUGAGGAAGACCAAGACGAAGAUAAUAAGCCAGCGUCCAAUGGGGGCCUUGGAACCGAUGAUACUCUCCACGUCACCAAGGUGUUGGAAGAGCACGGCAUCCACUGCUGCCUGGUUGGCAUAUCCGCCCUCAUCUUCUACGGCGCGGGCAGAGUGCGACCGGACUGGGAAAUUUGUGUCCCAACAGAGCUUGUCGAUAAAGCAGCAGACUUGCUACAAUCCGACCCUUACGUGCAAGAUUACCAGCUAGUUGAGUCGUGGCCUGGUUAUGACCCGUCGCUGGUUAAUACCUACAACCGAUUCAAGGGCAAGGGGAUCGACUACUACUUUAUCCUCGUCCCUUCGAGGGAUGUACACAUGGUCUGCGAACCCUCCAACUUCACGCGCAGCCUCAGGAGCCUGCCGUAUCCCAAACUCGACGUCUUCAUUCAGAGCUGUCUGGAUAUGCGCAACGAGCUCCAGCUUUGCGACGUUGUAGAUGGCACCGACGUGUCCGAGCAAUGGGGAGAGGACCAUCUUGACCUCGAGGGGACCAAUGAUGUUGAAUGGGCUCAAGACCUGAACAAGAGGGGGAGAGAGUUUGCCGGUGGCAAGUUCGCCCACUGGGCUCCAUUUGUGCCGGAUGCACCGAAGAGCAAGCGGGAGAUGUGGCAGUCCAAGGUGCACACAAAGGGGGACAGGCUUGACUGGACGAAGCCCAAGGAUGUCUUCGUAACGCAGUACCGUAUCAUAGAUACCCCUGAUUCAUGGACAGAGCUGUCGGAUAUGUAUUAAGGUCGGGCAGGGGCUAUCCAUGUUGGGGGAACAAAGGUAUUCAUUCAUUCCAGAUCCGCAAUUUCAAGAAUUAAAACUAAUCAACUAACUAAUUAAUUACUGGC
Molecule: messenger RNA, 984 nt
Organism: Phialemonium atrogriseum
Lineage: Eukaryota; Fungi; Ascomycota; Sordariomycetes; Cephalothecales; Cephalothecaceae
Exons: 2
Coding region: 26-880 (284 amino acids)
Source: RefSeq, a predicted model, not a curated record